This is a messenger RNA of Solenopsis invicta (red fire ant), 1635 nucleotides long. RefSeq lists its product as uncharacterized. The transcript has a single exon. The record is from RefSeq and is a predicted model, not a curated record. Lineage: Eukaryota; Metazoa; Arthropoda; Insecta; Hymenoptera; Formicidae. The coding region runs from base 1 to 1635 and encodes 544 amino acids.
AUGGACGCUGCCCUCGAUUAUUUCACGGAGAUGAUCACGCCGAUGGCACACAAUUCAACGAUGGAUCUCUCUCACGCAAGUAAUGACAUUCCGACAGCACCACGUCCGAUUUCUCGCCUACCAAGGAUCGACCUUCCCACGUUUGAUGGUUCGUUCGAGCGCUGGGAAACAUUUCGCGAUCGGUUUAAAUCCAUGAUUAUCAAUGAUCCGAGUUUAACUAAUGUCGAGCGAUUGCAUUACUUAUGUUCGAGCGUUUCCGGAUCCGCCGGGAACGCUUUAAGCCACUUGACCGUGACCGAUGCGAACUUUGACGUCGCAUGGCGCAUCUUAUCGGCGCGAUAUGAGAACAAACGUCGACUUGUAAAUUCACAUUUAGAAUCGCUCUGGGCGUUGCCCGCAGCCGCGCACGAAUCCUCGAAAGAUUUACAAACGUUACUCGACUCUGCGGAUAUGUCGAUACAUGCGUUGAAAAACCUUGGCUGUCCAGUAGAUACAUGGGAUGAUAUUCUUGUAUUCCUAGUGUCGCAACGGUUAGAUAAGACAACACGAAAGGCGUGGGAACUCAAAUUAGAACAAUCAAAAGAGCCUCCGUCGUAUUCUGACCUUCACGUGUUUUUAGAAUCACGGAUUCGCGCCUUUGAAGUUCUUGCGCCAAGAAAAGCGAGCAGUGCCACCGAUACUGCCGCGUCAAAAGCGAAAGCCGUGAAAUCAAUAUCCUCGCAUGCGACGUCAGUAAAAUUUCAAUGUUUCGUUUGCAGGGGAGAUCAUCCCUUGUAUCAAUGCUCACAAUUUUUGUCUUAUACUCCGGAGCGUCGAUUCGAAUUCAUAAAAACAAACAAACGAUGUUAUAAUUGCCUUGCCUCAAAUCACACUCUUAAGGAAUGUAAUAAUCCGUACCGUUGUCGUGAGUGCCGACAAAAACAUAAUACGCUUCUUCAUUUAGCGAAACCGGCGGAAUCACCGUGCGAGGAAACGGCGAAUGCGACAGACCCUACCAAAAUAAAUACAGUCGACAGGACUGUUUCGCUUUCCAUUGCAAUGCCCGUUAGGACUAAACGAGCCGCUGUUCUAACAACCGCGCGUGUUCGCGUACAUUCCCCGCACGGUCGGUUUGCAGUCGCGCGGGCAUUAAUCGAUACAGGUUCGGUCGUUAACAUAAUAUCCGAAAAUCUAGAGCAACUCCUACGUCUUCCGAGAAUGAAGGACCGCGUCAACGUUUCGGGCAUCGGCAAAAGGAAAUCCGCGGCGCAUCAUGCCGCAAAUAUGAUGAUUAGUCCUGCAACGAGCAACGAGCCCGCGUACUCAAUUAACGCAAUCAUUUUGCCAUCAUUGUCGGAUUAUGCUCUCGUUAAGGUGCCGUCGAGUGCGCCACUAACACACCUUCAAAAUCUUCCGCUAGCCGAUACCGAUUUCUUAAGUUCCGAUCCCAUCGAGAUUGUCCUCGGUUCGGACAUUUACGCAACGAUACUUCGGGACGGAAUAAAGAGGGGCGCUCCCGACGAACCGAUAGCCCAGAACACGUCGCUCGGGUGGAUCCUGGCCGGAUCGCCAGCGAGAUCGAGUUCAAUUAACACCAUUCACGUACAUCAAGUUGCGAUUGUGGACGAUCUAAACACCACGCUCCGCAGAUUCUGA